Messenger RNA from Malaclemys terrapin pileata, 6782 nucleotides. RefSeq names its product zinc finger protein 883-like. The transcript is spliced from 5 exons. Lineage: Eukaryota; Metazoa; Chordata; Testudines; Emydidae. Gene Ontology annotation, biological process: regulation of transcription by RNA polymerase II. The record is from RefSeq and is a predicted model, not a curated record. Gene Ontology annotation, molecular function: DNA-binding transcription factor activity; RNA polymerase II cis-regulatory region sequence-specific DNA binding. Bases 166 to 2244 code for a protein of 692 amino acids.
CGCCCUCGGGGGGAUGGAGGCAGCGGGAGGGGAGCGAGGGGCAGGCAGUCCCCGCUCAGCAGGUGGGGGAACUUGUCCCAGGCAGGAAGAGACCUGGAUUCCGCACCGGCUGGCAAGCUACAGCUGAGAAACGAGCCCUUUGUCCGAGGAGAAUCGGGAAGGGAAAUGGCUGCAGACGGCUCUGUUCAGGCCCUGGUCAUGUUUGACGAUGUUGCCAUCUAUUUCUGCAAGGAGGAGUGGGAGGAGCUCGCGGAAUGGCAGAAAGAGCUGUACAGAGACGUGAUGAGGGACAACUAUGAGACUUUGAUUUCCCUGGUGCCAGGCCAUGCAGCUACGAAACCUGCCCUUAUCUGGCUGAUAGAACGAGGGGAAGAGCCCUGUGCCCAGACUUGCCAGGCCUCGGGGGAAGGAGGCAGUUCUAGGUACAUUUCCUCAGCCGAUGAGCUCGUCUCAGGGACUAAGGACGAGGAGUCUCCGGAGAGGUUGGGUGAGCCACGAGGAGCCAGAGCGACUGCUUUCCCAGGCUGCGGCGGGGGUGUGGGCGAGGGGCAGCCUGCGUCAGAAGGACAGCAGGGGAAGCCAACAGGAAACCCACGUGGGGGAGCGAAUCGGUGUGGCAGAGGAUUCAAUGAAGUGGAAGAUGCCGCUGCCUCCCCGAGAACCCCCCCAGAGCAGAGGUUGCACUGCUGCAUGGAAUACAACGAACGCUUUCCUCACCCGUCGCAUGUAACCGCUCACUCCGGAGCCCAUGCUGGGGAGAGACCCUAUAAGUGCCCCACCUGCGAGAAGGAAUUCAGCCGGCGUGCACACCUUAUUCAGCAUCAGCAGGUGCACACGGCGGAGAGACCCUACAGCUGCCCCGAGUGCGGGAGGGGCUUCAGCCGCAGCGCUAAGCUUGUGGAGCACCAGAGACUCCACACGGGGGAGAGACCCUACGAAUGCCCCGAGUGCCAGAAAAGCUUCAGCCAGAGCUCCAGACUGAUCAAACACCAGAGAAUCCACACAGGGGAGAGGCCCUUCCAGUGCCCCAGGUGCGAGAAGAGCUUCGCAGAGAGCACGAGCAUGCUGCAGCAUUACAGAGUCCACACGGGGGAGAGGCCCUACACGUGCAGCUAUUGCCAGCAGAGCUUCAGCCGAGGCUCGCGGCUGGCGGAGCACCAGAGGGUCCACACUGGGAAAAAGCCCCAUCAGUGCGGCGAGUGCGGGAAGAGCUUCGGGAACCGCUCGACCCUCACCACCCACUACAGGACCCACACGAGUGAGAGGCCUUUCACGUGCGGCGAGUGCGGCAAGAGCUUCAAGCAGGGCUCGGCGCUGAUUGCACAUCGGAGGAGCCACACCGGAGAGAGGCCCUUUUCAUGCACAGAGUGUGAGAAAAGCUUUGCGCUGAGCUCUCACCUGAUCAAACACCAGAGAAUCCACACAGGGGAGCGACCCUUCCAGUGCCCCGAGUGUGAGAGGAGCUUCGUGCGGAACUCGCACCUCACUGAGCAUCGCCGGAUCCACACCGGGGAGAGACCCUACCAGUGUCCUGAAUGCAAGAGGAGCUUCCGCCGCAGCUCCCGGCUCAUUGAGCACCAGAGGCUCCACACUGGAGAGAGACCCUACAAAUGUCCCCAGUGCGAGAAGAGCUUCAGCCGCAGCUCGGCCCUCAGCGAUCACCGCCUCCGAGUCCACACGGAGGAGGGCGCUGCGGAGGAGGACAGCCCCUCCGAUCAGCCGAACGCCCUCGGAAGGGAAAGACGCUACCAGUGCGGCGAAUGCGAGAAGAGCUUCUUUCGGAGAUCCCGUCUUGUUGAACACCGCAGAGUCCACACAGGAGAGAGGCCCUUUAAGUGUCCCGAGUGCAAGAGAGGCUUCCGGUCCAGCACAACCCUUACCAAGCACUCCAGAACCCAUACAGGGGAAAAGCCUUACAAGUGUUCUGCAUGUGAGAAAUGCUUUGUCCACUGCUCCAAGCUGAUGGCACAUCAGAGGAGCCACACCGCAGAGAAACCCUUUAAAUGCAACGAGUGUGAGAAAAGCUUCACUCAGAAGUCGGGCCUCAUAGAUCAUCAAAGGAUCCACACGGGAGAAAAACCCUAUCGAUGUCCCACCUGUGAGAAAAGCUUCAGCCGGAGCUCGACACUCAUUCAGCAUCAGAAAAUCCACAUGACAGACAAGCCCUAUAAGUGUCCUGAGUGCGAGAGAGGCUUUAGACGACACGCACAUCUCAGAGAACACCAGAAAACCCACGCACCAUAGGAACUGGCUGCAUUUAACACUCAGAGCGAGCCGUUGAAGGCGGAUGUGUUCCUGUGACCCCGGAAAGGCAGCGUUUGGGAAGUGCCAUCUGCAUAACUGUAUUUUGGGACAGUCGGGAAAGAACAAGGAAAUUCCAUGCAAAGAACUAGUGCUCAGGGAAUGUUGAGGUUGAGAAAACAAGCUGUCCGAAGCCAGGCAAUGCAGAGUGAAGUGCGGCCUUACCUUUGUCCUCUUGUGCGUAUCCCUUUACAAACAGGAUUUCUCUGGAUUAUAAAAAGAUUUGCCAAUUAAUGUAACAGAUGAUGCAAACAAGAAUUUCAUAUGCAGCCCUACAGACAAUAUAUUAGAGUAUAGCAUAGCCGAGUCAACGGGGUUGGCUUGAUUUUUUUUUUUUUUUUUUAAGUCUCAAUGAGAACUGCAAGACAAGUGAAGUUUAAUGUUCAAUAACGACACAGUAGCAAAUAUUGUAAAUUGACUGGCACAGAGUGUGAAGUGACCAGGUGUUCGAGGUGAUCUCAGCGGCAGGGGCAUGAGAAUGAAGCCCUUACUCCUACUGUGGUGAAAUUCACUUCUCCGCAAAAGGCCAGUAUCAUGUACUCCCUAUAAGGGCUUUAGUGGUCCAUAAGCCAGGCACAGGCCUUCUGUAUGAGAUGAAUUUCACCAGCUGAAGACCCCAACACAUGAGUAGUAUGCCAAUGUGAAUGUUUGCACGAUCAGUUCCCGUAACAGGGCGGCAGUUCACGUCUAUUGGAACGUGCAAAAACCAGCCGAGUGCGUCCGGCUGACUCAUUGUGCUGCCGCAUGUCUGGUUAAUUUCCACCAAUGAUCUGGAAACCUGGGCACAGGGGACAAGGGAUGCAGCAGGUUCUGCCGGGAUUAUGCAGGCUUGAGGAAAAAGCUCAUGCUGAGGUUAUGGUUUAUUGUUGCAGCUACUUGUUAAAAAAAAAUUGCCAAACAUUUUUGGAUGGGAGAUAACGUAAUCUGGAACCAGACUUUCAGGGGAAAUUUGUUUUUCUUCCCUAAGUUUCUUUCUACACCUGAAACGUCUCUCUGCAGCCACCAGGACUAGAAACUUUUUUUUAAAAAAAAGUGAUAACUGAGAACCUCAGUUUAUAACCUGGUUCCAGCCAUUGGGCUUAGGAAAGGGACCAAAUAUUACAAGGCUUACAAUCUGGCAACACUGCUAGUCUCAGCUAAGGGGGUUCAAAACAUUUCCAUCAAGACUUUUUCCCCCCUCCCCAUAUGGAACAUUUUCAUUUAGGUGAAAACCCGAAGUGUUCGCUUUCCUUGAGCAUUUUUUUAAACUGGAAAACGUUCAGUUUUUGGAAGCUUUCAGCCAAAAAAUACGCAGUUUUUGACAAAGUCUAAAUUUUCUGGGGGAAAGUGAAAAAAAAUUAUCAACUUUUCAUGACAAAAAUCCCACGAAAGAGCGACCCACUGCUUGGUGCCUGAGCACGCAUAGCGGAGUUUCUUCUUCUCACUGCCCCUGUCAGCAGCCUUUCUGGACACCCAGUGGUUCCCUGCCUCCCACAAGUUAACCCUCCAGCUAGUUCACCCUUUCAGGUACCAAAUCCCAAGUCAAAACCACAGUCUCCGUAACUGUGGGACCCCUGCUUGGGCCCUCAGGCCUUCCCCUGGGAUUCUGAAAACACAGACAAAUCUAACAGUGUUUCCAGCCCCAGCAAACUCACCACCUUAGUCCAUUCCAGUCCCUUAGUCCUCACUACACCCUCUUUUGGGGCCACCACACCAAGAGUCUUCAUCUCCUGCAGCCGCUGUUUACUUCUGGCCUAGUUUUCCUACCUCCUGCAACCAUCCUCAGCCACUUUAGCCUCUUUCCAAGGGCUCAUGCCCCUCUGCCGUCAGGGCCCACUGCUAGCAUCCUCGUUCCUUCUGUCAGCCCCAGGACAUUCUCCUGGCUUUCACCUACCCGCUAUUGGGCUUCCUUCUUGAUAAUUUUGCCCUACCAGACACACCCCUUCCCCAGGUGCAGCAACAGCAGGGCUAAUUAAGGCCUUGUCUGCAUCUUUAACCCAUUCCUGAAUCUUACUCCCCUUACAUGGACUCCCUGGGAGCUGUGUGUGUGUGCGCGUGUGUGUGUGUGUGUGGGGGGAAAUUGACCCCACUCCCCCAUUCUGAGCAGCACUAGUCCAAGAUAGUACAGGAGGGUGACCCAGAUGCUCACCUAGUCACUUUGAAGUGGGUAGCUGCUGCAGCUCAGUGGGAGAAGGCAUCCUAGAAUAUCAUAGGACUAGAGGGGACCUCGAGAGGCAUCUAGUCCAGUCCCCUGCACUCAUGGGAGGACUAAGUAUUAUCUAGAUCAUUCCUGACAGGUGUUUGUCUAACCUGCUCUUAAAAAUCUCCAAUGACAGGGAUGCCACAGCCUCCCUGGGCAAUUUAUUCCAGUGCUUAACCACCCUGACAGUUAGGAAGUUUUUCCUAAUGUCCAACCUAAACCUCCUUUGCUGCAAUUUAAGCCCAUUGCUUCUUGUCCUACCCUCAGAGGUUAAAGAAAACUAUUUUUCUCCCUCCUUCUUGUAACAACCUUUUAUGUACUUGAAAACUAUGAUGUCCCCCCUCAGUCAUCUCUUUGAGACUUUGAAAAAAAAAUCAGAGGGGUAGCCGUGUUAGUCUGAAUCUGUAAAAAGCAACAGAGGCUUGCAUCUGAAGAAGUGAGGUUCUGACCCAUGAAAGCUUAUGCUCCCAGUACUUCUGUUAGUCUCAAAGGUGCCACAGGACCCUCUGUUGCUGAAAAAAAAAAAUGUUUUUUUUUUUUUUAAAUCUUCCCUCACAGGUCAUGUUUUCUAGACCUUUAAUCAUUUUUGUUGUUCUUCUCCAGACUUACUCCAAUUUGGCCACAUCUUUCCUGAAAUGUGGCACCCACAACUGGACACAAUACUCUAGUUGAGGCCUAAUCAGCGCAGAGUAGAGCGGAAGAAUGACUUCUCCUGUCUUGCUUACAACAGUCCUGCUGGUACAUCCCAGAAAGAUGUUUGCUUUUUUUUGCAACAGUGUUACACGGUUGACUCAUAUUUAGCUUGUGGUCCACUAUGACCCCUAGAUCCCUUUCCACAGUACUCCUUCCUAGGCAGUCAUUUCCCAUUUUCUAUGUAUGCAACUGAUUGUUCCUUCCUAAGUGGAGUACUUUGCAUUUGUCCGUAUUGAAUUUCAUCCUAUUUACUUCAGACUAUUUCUCCAGAUCAUUUUGAAUUUUAAUCCUAUCCUCCAAAGCACUUGCAACCCCGCCCAGCUUGGUAUUGUCUGUAAACUUUAUAAAUAUACUCUCUAUGCCAUUAUCUAAGUCACUGAUGAAGAUAUUGAACAGAACCAGACCCAGAACAGAUCCCUGUAGGACCCCACUCGUUAUGCCUUUCCAGCUUGACUAUGAACCACUGAUAACUACUAUCUGGGAGCAGUCUUCCAACUAGUUGUGCACCCACCUUAGAGUAGCUCCACCUAGGUUGUAUUUCCCUAGUUUGUUUCUGAGAUGGUGAUGCAAGACAGUAUCAAAAGCCUGGCUAAAGUCAGGCUAUAUCCAUCUGGCCACUUGGUGAUGGAUAAGUGUGAGAUCAUAGAGCAUCUCGGAACACCAGGAGCCUUUGAGAAUUGGGACUAGGUUCAACAUAUCCCAAUCCCCACCCAUCCCUUUCCCAUCCCAUGACCUCCUUUCAUUCCACUCGGUGAGUUUGUGUCAAUCACAUGGCUCAGGUUGGUGAAUUGUCCUUAUCCAGAGCUGCUUUGCAUAACAUAAAAGGAAUUCUGAGGCUGAUUGGUUCCUUAUUCAAAGGCCAAUUUGAUAGCAACGUCAACAUUUGGAAGUUAGGUCGGUUGAUUAAUCGCAGUUAACUCAGGUGAUUACCUCAAAAAAAUUAAUCAUGAUUAAUCACACUGUUAAACAAUAGAAUACCAAUUGAAAUUUAUACAUAGUUUUGGAUGUUUUUCUACAUUUUCAAAUAUAUUGAAUUCAAUACAACACAGAAUACAAAGGGUACAGUGCUCAAUUUAUAUUAUUUUUGAUUACAAAUAUCUGCAGUGUAAAAAUGAUAAACAACAGAAACAGUAUUUUUCAAUUCACCUCAUACAAGUACUGUACUGCAGUGCAAUCUCUAUCGUGAAAGUGCAACUUACAAACGCAGGUUUUUUGUUACGUAUUUAAUUAACGCAUUAUUUUUUUAACUAGUGUCUUCAGCAUGGAAGCACGUCCUCUGGAACGAUGGCAGAAGCAUGAAAGUUUAGGGCAUCUGGCAUGUAAAUAUCUUGUGACGCCGGCUACAACAGUUCCAUGCGAACGCCUGUUCUCACUUUCAGGUGACAUUGUAAUUAAGAAGUGGGCAGCAUUAUCUCCCGUAAAUGUAAACAAAUUUGUUUCUCUUAGCGGUUGGCUGAACAAGAAGUAGGACUGAGUGGACUUGUAGGCUCUAAAGUUUUACACUGUUUUUGAAUGCAGGGGUCAGGGCCGGCUCCAGGCACCAGGCAACCAAGCACAUGCUUGGGGCGGCACCUGGUUAGGGGCGGCCAAUCUUGAUGUGGCGGGGGGC